Messenger RNA from Wasmannia auropunctata (little fire ant), 1903 nucleotides. Its product is annotated as coiled-coil domain-containing protein 47. NCBI's taxonomy places the organism in Eukaryota, Metazoa, Arthropoda, Insecta, Hymenoptera, Formicidae. Gene Ontology annotation, molecular function: calcium ion binding. Gene Ontology annotation, biological process: endoplasmic reticulum calcium ion homeostasis. The transcript has 4 exons. Gene Ontology annotation, cellular component: endoplasmic reticulum. Bases 249 to 1658 code for a protein of 469 amino acids. The record is from RefSeq and is a predicted model, not a curated record.
UCGCUCCGUUUUUUUAACGCCAAUCUUUCGUUUAAGGAAGUGACGUCAGGCACACGGUGACUCUCGUGUCUCUCGUGACUCUCGUGGUGUAGAGCGAAGUCAGCGGAGUGAUGCGAGUCAUUUACGUUUCGGCGAGCAGGUCGUUGUCGUAGUGUCUGUCGCGAUUAAUCGGACGCCGUUCGUAAUUGGGGUUGAUGACGGGAAAUCGACGUUUUUAUGCAUAAAAAUCUUCUGCAUCCACCGGUAACAUGAAAUUGUGGAUCGUAAUAGCACACAUUACAUUAGUCGCCACUAAUCUAUGGGUCACAGCCCACUUCCAGGAAGAAGUGCCCGAGGAUAAUGAAUUUGCAGAAUUUGAAGAUUUUGAGGAGGAAAAGCCAAGUGUGCUCAUCGAACGCGUACCAGAUAAUCCAGAAUUGUCUCAGGAGGAGGAAUUGAAUCAAGAUUUCGAGGAGGACGAUGUCCUGGUUACGGACGGUGACAGUGAAUUCGAUCACUUCCAAGACGAGGAAGAAUUUGAAGGACUGGACGUUGCGGGUGGCAACGCCGGUCAGAAAACCGACGAACCUUCCACGUUGACCAUUACGAAAGUUCCGUUCCAUCUGCGGGAGAGAUGGGACAGUUAUUACUUAGAAAUACUAAUGCUCACUGGACUGGUGGUAUACUUUAUAAAUUACGUGGUGGGACGUACCAAAAAUGCCCAUAUAGUCGAGCAAUGGCUGACAGAUCAUAAGCAGCUUUUGAUGGAUAAUUUUUCCCUCGUCGGCCAGUCAAGCAAAUCGAAUGAGAACGCGAGUGACAACGGUUUCGUAAGACAGAGCGAGUCGCAGUACCAGUUGUACUGCUCCGGGCGUGUCGGCUGUGAUUCCAUGCUUAUCGAGAUGAAAUUAAUAAAGCGGCAAGACCUGGUCGCUGUAUUGGCUCAACUAGUGCGUCCGCAAAACGAUCAGGUUCACAUAGAGGUGGAGCUCUCCAAAGACGAGAUAGAUAAUUUCGUUUUAGCGGUCGCCACGAAGCGGCUGGCGAUGCACCUGGUGCGCGACAUGGCCGACAUUAGCGUGUACUGUCCGGAGAAACGGUCUGGGGAGAAGUUCGGUCUUCCGUCGGGCUUUUACGUGAUGUCUGAGAUUCCAGAGGCAACGGCGGCUAUCUUGGACACCAGGAUUCAGCAAGCCUUCACGAAGUUUGCGCCUUACAUAGAAUACAUACACAUUAGUGAUCAAUUCAGUGGGCGCAAGCCCCAGGAAGAUACUACUCAGUUAACAAUGCCUGAGGUUAAAAGAAUAUUGGUGAUGAUCCUGAAUAUAAAUCUUAAGGGCCGCACGUGCAAUCCAGAGACUCAAGAGAAACUUAAACUUUUACUCCAACUUGCUUUCUAUUUAAUUGAUAAAUUGCGACGUUUUAAAUUAUCCAAAGAGGGUAAAAAUAAAGCGGAUAAAAAUCGACUCAGAGUCGAGGAAGCCUUCCUGAAAACAACGCACGCCGCGAGGGCCGAAGCCGCGGCGCAAAGACGAGAGGAGCGUCGCAGGGCCGAGCAGGAAAGAAUCCUCCAAGAGGAAGAUCCCGAUAAACAACGGAAGUGGGAGGAAAGAGAACAACGAAGAUUGGCCAAAAAACGUGCUCCGAGAAUGAAGCAGCUUAAGGUGAAAUCUUUGUGAUACAAUCAAAAUUAACGCGUGGGGUUGUGUAUUUAAAAGAACAAACCUUCUAUAUCAUACUCGGAAAAAGGAAGAUUCAUAAUUAUAUUGUGAGAUUGUACUUCGUCCAAAUUAUCUACGAAAUAUGCUUAACUUAUAUCUUCAUUGAGAUCUUCAUAUAUUCACUCAGUGUUCUCACACGAAGUAUCGAACUUAUUAAAGAAAGUACAAACGACUGUGAAAAAAAAGUAUCCUGCGAAUUGUAA